Molecule: messenger RNA, 834 nt
Organism: Drosophila rhopaloa
Lineage: Eukaryota; Metazoa; Arthropoda; Insecta; Diptera; Drosophilidae
Exons: 3
Coding region: 314-721 (135 amino acids)
Source: RefSeq, a predicted model, not a curated record
GUUGGAACGCCGAACUGCGAGACCAGCGAGGCGAAUUCACAUUUCACAUUUUUAUUUAGAAAAUGUAUUCAGUGCAGGGGCGACAUUCGCAGCGGCAACGAAAGCGACAGCCAUAGCACACCCACACAGUGGCACGCCCGCACACCCACACACCCAUACAUCCGCGGAAACGGACACGGAUACGGACACGGAUACGGACACGGACACGGACACACAUACACUGCAGAUCGAGGAGAAAGCAAAAGGAAAGUGGCCCAGAAGGAAAACAGCUCCUGAGUGCGAUAGAAAUAGGGAAAGAGACAGAGCGCCGGAAAUGGCCAAAUUAGUGACUUACAUCUUCAUCGUCAGCUCGCUGGUGCUCUGGUACCUCCUCCUCUUCGGGGGCAGGGGCGUCAGGGGCGUGGAGGCCACCAACGGGCACGGGGGGCAGCUGGAGGGCCGCGACUUUCACCACCACGGCGGCAGCCACCACAUACGCCGUAACAUCAACCACUGCUGGCGUCGCUACGAUGGCUACAACCUGCAGAACACCGUGGUCAACAAAAAGGAGCAGCUGAAGAAGCCCUAUGGCAUAUUGUGCAACUUCAAGUGCACCUGGUUCUUCACCGUCAGCUACCCCACUUGCGAGUUCAUCUACGACUAUAAGUUAUCCUGCGUGCUCUUUACGUCACUGCCCGACUGCACCAGCGUCACGUGUACGCUUUUGAACUACUUCGAGUAACUAGUGUAUCUAUUUAAGCCUUUUUUUUGAUAGCAUAAGUCUGACUAAUACUAGAUUUUAUAUGGACAUGUAGAGAACGACAGGAAGUAUUAUUAAAUCAAACACCUAAUUUA